GUCACUAGAUCUGGGUGAGUUUCGUUCUCUGCAACAAACACCGUGGAUCAUGCAACAGACAGUGUACAGCAGUGCAAGCCACACAUCAGUCUUCCACAGAGGAAGGAGCGCAGCUGCCAGCACAGUCUGGAAUCUAGUUUAUUUCACCGAUGAGACAACAGCAGAGUGAGAAGCUACUGAUACAAGCUGAGCUGCAGGCGCAGUUGGAGUUCAUCUAUGGGAUGUAUACAGCUGGACAUGGAUUAAUGGUACCUGCGUUCACCGCUUUGGAUUUAGUUAAUUAAGACACUGCACAACUCUGCGUCUCUUUCUGUCUCCUCUUUGAAGCCGGUGCGCCAAGAACAGGUGGAGCCCUUCUUGUGUUCACCUUUAUCCCCCCUCAUCCAUCUGUCACGUUUAUGGGGAAUCGAGUGGAAAAACUAACGCAUUUAAAUUACGCAGAGGUGCCCACGUCGGACCCAAAUGGGUUCGAUCCGGGGGACGAUGGACCGCGGAUUGGUGUGUCUUACAUUUUCUCCAACGACGACGACGACGACCAGGACGACAACUAUGACCACUUUCCAUCAGAAAUACACACGGCAAAUCAUGAAGAGAAGCAAUUCGACGCCCAGGACGAGCUGGAGUGCGCGAUUUACUAUCGAGAGGAGUGCAUAUACGAAAGAAAGACCGGAGCCGCGACAUAUACUGCGGAAAGUCUCCUGAACAAGUGUACACAGGGAGACCUACUAGAGUUUGUGGCCACUGGGCAGUAUACCCACUGGGCUGUUUACGUUGGGGACUUUCAGGUAGUUCAUUUGCACCGUUCCGAGAUAAAGAAUAACUUUCUCACCGAUGUCAGUCAGGGCAAAAAAGGCAGGAUAGUGAACGGCCUCUACAGGUACCGUGCGCUUCCGCCGGAGGUGAUUGUGCGUAACGCCCUGGACCAUGUGGGCACGAGAGACGGAGAGCUGAAAUGGAGAAACUCGGAGUGUUUUGCUGCCUGGUGCCGCUUUGGAAAACGGGAAUUCAAAAUUGGAGGAGAAAUACGGAUUGGAAAACAGCCAUACAGAUUAAAAAUGGGCUUUUCAGAGAAGAAGAGUCAUGUCCUGGAGUUUCAGAGCCUGGAGGACGUGAUCAUAGAGAAGAGGAGGAACGAUCAGAUUGGUAAAGAUGCUGUGACGCAAGAGCUGGCCAACCACCUGAACGCAACACAUGAAAUUAAAGAGGAGCAUUUCGUCAACUGAUAGACGCUGGCCAUCUGGUGUUGGAGACCAAUUCAGAGUGAAGAGAGAGAACUGCAGAUGAUUGUGUGUCAACUUUUGAAGAUUCCCUUCUGUUGCUUUGUACAGUAUCUAAACAUCACACAGCUUUACCCACUCAGACUAUUUUGUGGCUAGAAUUCACAGCUACGCCUGUGCACUUUUGACUCAUCUGUUUUGACAGUUUAUUUUUUGGAGAAAAAAAAAGAUGUUUGUAUGAAAGGACUAUGGAAAUAAAUCUAUAUUUGAACAGUGAAGUUUCUCUCUUU
Messenger RNA from Monopterus albus (swamp eel), 1507 nucleotides. It is a transcript of the gene lratd2b, whose product is annotated as LRAT domain containing 2b. The record is from RefSeq and is a predicted model, not a curated record. The transcript is spliced from 3 exons. NCBI's taxonomy places the organism in Eukaryota, Metazoa, Chordata, Actinopteri, Synbranchiformes, Synbranchidae. Bases 399 to 1223 code for a protein of 274 amino acids.